CUUGACCCCGCCUCAUUCCCAUUCGUAUUUUCCCACGCCCCACUCACCACCCACUCAAAUCAUGGCAGCAGACGACAUGGACAUCCCCGCCCCCCAGGACUCGGCCCUCACAGCCCUCUACGCCCCCAAACCGGUCCGUCCGGGACAUCCGGUGCCGCACAUCACGAGUUUGGAGGAGUACAGCGAGCGGUGGAAGAGGAGUUUGGCGGAGCCCAAUGCGUUCUUUGGGGAUUUGGCGAAGAAGUUGUUGAGUUGGAGCAGGCCUUUCGACGUCGUUUCGUUUGGCGACUUCACAGCCGGCAACGUCUCGUGGUUCCUCAACGGCCAACUCAACGCCUGCUACAACUGCGUCGACCGGCACGCCCUCACCACGCCUGAAAAGAUCGCUAUCAUCUGGGACUCGGACGAGAUCGGUGUCCAUCGAUCGAUCACGUUUGGGGAGGUUCUGGCGGAGGUGUCCAGACUGGCGAAUGUGUUGAAGGCCUAUGGGGUGGGGAAAGGGGAUGCGGUUGCUGUUUAUAUGCCGAUGGUUCCGGAGGCGGCGUAUGCUAUGCUUGCUUGUGCGAGGAUUGGGGCUAUUCAUAGCGUGGUGUUUGCAGGCUUCAGCGCCGACGCACUCCGCGACCGGAUCCUCGACGCCAAAUGCAAAGUCCUCCUCACGGCCGACCAAGGCAAACGCGGCGGCAAAACCAUCCACCUCAAGAAAAUCGCCGACGAAGCCCUCGCCGAAGCACCCUGCGUCGAAAAGGUCAUCGUGUUCCGUCGGACAAACGACCCGUCCGUGCCGUUCACAUCCCCUCGGGAUGUCUACUGGGACGAGGAGGUCAGCAAACAGCGCCCGUAUUGCCCGUGUGAGCCCAUGGUUUCGGAGGAUCCGUUGUUUAUGCUGUAUACGUCGGGAAGCACGGGGAAGCCGAAGGGCGUGCUGCAUACGACGGCGGGGUACCUUUUGGGAGUCACGGCGACGACGAAAUAUGUGUUCGACUUGCAUGAGGGGGAUGUCCAUGGGUGUAUGGCUGAUGUCGGAUGGAUUACGGGACACUCGUACAUCCUGUACGGCCCUCUCUCCAACGGCGUGACGACCGUCAUGUUCGAAAGCAUUCCGACGUACCCCAACGCUGGCCGUUACUGGGACCUCGUCGACACCCACAAAAUCACCUCCUUUUACACCGCCCCCACCGCCAUCCGCGCCCUCCGCCGUCUCGGCGACGAGCACGUAGCCCGCUACGACCUCAGCACACUGCGCACUCUCGGCUCCGUCGGCGAACCCAUCAACCCCGAAGCCUGGCUCUGGUACCACGACAUCGUCGGCCGCGGCCGCUGCAACAUCGUCGACACCUACUGGCAAACCGAAACCGGCUCCAUCAUCGUGACGCCCAUGCCCGGCGCCACACCCACCAAACCGGGCUCAGCCACCCUCCCCUUCUUCGGCAUCGACAUCGCCGUCCUGGACCCAACAACCGGCCAAGAGCUGGCAGGUAACAACGUCACCGGCGUCCUCGCCAUCCGCAACAGCUUCCCCAGCGUCGCCCGCAGCAUCUACAACGACCACGCCCGUUUCCUCGACACCUACCUCAACCCUUACAAAGGCUACUACUUCUCCGGCGACGGCGUUACGCGCGACGAGGACGGGUACUACUGGAUCCGCGGGCGCGUCGACGACGUGAUCAACGUCGCGGGGCAUCGGCUCUCCACCGCGGAAAUCGAGUCGGCGCUCAUCCUCCACCCGGCGUGCGCGGAAGCGGCGGUGAUUGGCGUCCCGGAUGAAGUCACGGGGCAGGCGAUCGUGUGCUUCUGUACCCUGAAAGCGGGCGAUGAGGGCGAUAUUGCGGCAGCGUUGAAGGCGCAGGUGCGGACGCACAUUGGGCCGUUUGCGACGCCUAAACGGGUUGUUAUCACGCCUGAGUUGCCCAAGACACGGUCGGGCAAGAUUAUGCGACGGAUUUUGAGGAAGGUGGCCGGGUUGGAGGUUACUGAGAAAGAUUUGGAGACGGAGGAUGGGUUGAGGGAGAAGUUGGGCGAUUUGACGACUUUGGCUGAGCCGGGGAUUGUGGCGGUGCUUGUUAAGAUCUUUGCCGGGCGUACGUGAGGAUGUGACAUCCUUUCGAACUUUUUUAUCUGUCACUCGGACUAAGGGUACAGACACGGCGUUAUUGUGUGGCUAUGUGUUUCUUUCCCAUCCUGUGGUGGUUGCCUUUUUUCUGUUUCGGUAAUCUAGCAUUCAUCAUACGAGCCCACCUUUGAGUUUGCGGGUGGCAUCCUUCUCUUGUGCAUAAACUUGUGCAUCUGGACCCUAUUGCAGCAUAACUAACGUUGUUUUUCAUAUGUGGUGGGGUUAGUCUUCGGGUGGCAUGUGCGGUAUACAGUUUCUCAGACCAGGAGAAGGGGCAACUCUUCCUACGACGCUCACUACAGCCCACCGCUGAACGGGCACUCUGUAC
Fimicolochytrium jonesii is the source of this 2441-nucleotide messenger RNA. RefSeq lists its product as uncharacterized. The record is from RefSeq and is a predicted model, not a curated record. Bases 62 to 2089 code for a protein of 675 amino acids. The transcript has 7 exons. Gene Ontology annotation, molecular function: AMP binding; acetyl-CoA synthetase activity. Gene Ontology annotation, cellular component: cytosol. NCBI's taxonomy places the organism in Eukaryota, Fungi, Chytridiomycota, Chytridiomycetes, Spizellomycetales, Powellomycetaceae.